Molecule: messenger RNA, 2926 nt
Organism: Stegodyphus dumicola
Lineage: Eukaryota; Metazoa; Arthropoda; Arachnida; Araneae; Eresidae
Gene: Sec3
Product: exocyst complex component Sec3
Biological process (GO): exocytosis; Golgi to plasma membrane transport
Cellular component (GO): exocyst; plasma membrane
Molecular function (GO): phosphatidylinositol-4,5-bisphosphate binding
Source: RefSeq, a predicted model, not a curated record
UUGUUUACUAUUUUGCUUCCGCAGCCGUAUGAUAGCAAUAAUUUUUAUUUAUUACCGAAAUUGGAAAUAUUUAAAAUGAGAUGAUCGUUGGUGAUAAUAAAGUUUAAAUGUAAUGCAACGAAAUCGUGGGUGAGUUAUUUCUAGCAGCAAAAUUAUGGCUGCUAUUCGCCACAGUUUGCAUAAAGAGGUUUUCUUGCCGAACGAUGAAAGGUUAGUGGGCGUUGUUAAUGUUGCUAAAGCUAGCAAAAAAAAGAAGACUGCCUUUUUAUGUCUAGCAGUAAAUAACGAGAAACCGUCAAUAAUCACUAUAAGUCAAGUAAAGAAGUCGGACAAAGAAGGGUAUAAGAAAAAGUGCUCUUGGCAAUUACGUGAAUUGAAGUUAGUCGACGGUAAAGAUGAAAAGAAGCCGACUGCUGAAUUUGAUUUGCAUUUUGAAAAGGUUUAUAAAUGGAUAGCGAGUAAUGUUUCUGAAAAGCAUGCUUUUAUAAAAUGCUUAUGGAAAUUCUGUAGCCAUCUGCCCCGUCAAAAGCCAACAUUUAUUAACAUCCCUAAGGAAUUAUUGCAAGAUAAAGAUAGUCCAGCGAAAAUGGGGGUUGUUACACCUCAGAUUGGUGAAGAAUCUUCUGUUCUAGAACCUGAAGAUUAUCAGGCUUUAACUGCAAGAGAAGAAUCUGACUUAGAAUCGCUUAUGGCUCAGUAUGAUUUUGUUAUAGGUAAUGCAGAAGAGUUUACGGAGCAGCUUUCUAGGGAGCUUUCAGAAUUAGAUGCUGCGAAUAUUCGUUCCAUUAUGGCAUCGGAGCAGAAGGUGCAGGGGCUGAUGAAUAUGCUUCAAACUUCCUAUGAUGAAAUUUGUGAGUUAGAAAGUCGGUUAGAUGUGUAUGAUGAUAUUUUGAAAAAUGUUAAAGAUAGUGUGAUACAGAUGGAAGAAAAAGAUGCACAUAUGAAGAUACAGCAUAGAAAUAAUAUUAAACUUUUACAUGAGCUUGAAAAUAUGAUAAGUGUGCUUGAUUUACCGGAUAGUUUAAGGCAAGCAUUGGACGGAGAUUUGAAAACUCCUUCUGGCAUUGCUACAUGUACUUCUGCUGCGAAAGCAUUACAAGAAGCAGCAAAUGCCCAGAUCAAUCCAGGACUUAUGAAAAUGGCAGCCUAUGCUGAACAAAAAGCUGAACUUGAUAAGUUGAAAAACAAGUUUAUAUUGCGUCUAAGCCAUCACCUAAAUAAUUUAUUCUUACAUUUAGGAAAUGAGUGUGAAGAAAAUUUUACUUAUACACAUGACCUUACACUUCCAAAACAUACUUUAUGCCACAAAGAACUUCUUCCAUAUACAGAAUUAAUGAACUGGGUGAAAAUUACUGAACCUAGUAGUUAUACUCAGCUGUGUAGAGUUUAUACUUCCUCGCUGUCGAAGCUUUAUGAAAAAGAAAUAAAAUCACUUUUUGAACUUGCAAAAGAGAAACUUAUUAACAGGAAUGGUUUUGAAAGGGAGAAAAAGCAUAAAAUAUCUGGUUCUAAUCAAGAUCUAGGUUUAAAGUCUUCUGUUAAAGUCAAGUCUCUGUCAUUGUUAGGUAUGGAUCCAGAGCAGUAUGGCUCUGAUUUGGAUGUAAUGGAAUGGGAAAUAUUUGACAAAAUAUUAGAAAACUUGUUAAGUGCAUUAGAACCAGUUUGCCUUUCUGAGCAGCAAUUCUGCAUGCAGUUUUUUGGUUUACAGUCUGACAUUGCCUCGUCUCAUAGCAAUCAACAGCUUACAGUGCCUUCAGCUCCUGGGGUGAGUCCAACAACAAGCAAUCAGAGCCUUAGUCGUGCAGGUAGUGAAGAACUGCUGAUGAGUGCUCUCAAGAAAGAGAAACAAAUUAAUGUGGAAUUGAGAAAGAUGAUGGGAGAACUGUUUGCCAGUUUGGAACCAGAGUUGGUGAAUUUCAUUUCCCAUUUUGAUAAAAUCGAUGGGUUCUAUUCUAUGUAUGUGUUAGUUCGACUGAGUCAACAUGUCAUGUCAGCUCAAGACACUGGAUCCUAUCUCAGUAUGACAUUUGCUAAUGUUUUAGUGCAAGCAAAACGUAAUUUUGAUAAAUUUAUGCAGUCACAGAUAAGAUCUAUUGAAGAGGCUAAAGUGUCGAAGAAAUCAAAAUGUGGCAUUUUACCAUUUGUUUCAAAUUUUGAAACAUUUGCCAGCCAAGCUGAAAAGAUAUUCAAAAACUCAGACAGGAGGACUGAUUUAGACAGGUGGUAUUCCAAACUUGUCAAAGUAAUGUUUGAUGAAGUUGUGAAGGUAUCUUUAGAGCAUUCAAAAACUCCUCAGGAGGUUGUACAGAUGGAAAAUUUCCAUCAUCUUUUUACUGUUCUGUUUCAGUUAAAAAUCCCGUGUUUAGAAACAGAACGUAAAGAUGCCAAGCAAAAGUACAAUGAUGCUCUGCAGGCCUAUGUUACUCAGUAUUUUGGCAGACCUUUAGAAAAAUUGAAUUUAUUUUUUGAAGGUGUUCAGAAUAAAGUAGCUCAGGGUGUGAAGGAAAAUGAAAUUGGGUAUCAUUUGGCCUUCAGUAAGCAAGAAUUAAGAAAAGUCAUCAAAGAAUAUCCUGGAAAAGAGGUGAAAAAAGGAUUGGAAAGUUUGUAUAAAAAAGUGGAGAAACAUUUAUGUGAAGAAGAAAACUUACUCCAAGUAGUUUGGCAUUCCAUGCAAGAUGAGUUUAUUAGGCAAUAUAAAUAUAUAGAAUCAUUAAUUGAAAGAUGUUAUCCUGGUGCUAAGAUAAGUUUAGAAUUUUCUAUCAAUGAUAUAUUAGACUUUUUCUCUGAAAUUGCACGAUCACACUGAAUAUUUAUGAAAUAAUAUAUUAUAUAUGUUAUUAUUAUACUGUACAGAAAUAUAAAAUUAUGCACAGAGAUUGUAACAAUAUGUAUAAAUCUAUUAAUGAAUUAUCUUUUCUAAAUUAGA